Pungitius pungitius (ninespine stickleback) is the source of this 2054-nucleotide messenger RNA. It is a transcript of the gene plekhd1, whose product is annotated as pleckstrin homology domain containing, family D (with coiled-coil domains) member 1. The record is from RefSeq and is a predicted model, not a curated record. The coding region runs from base 289 to 1821 and encodes 510 amino acids. The transcript is spliced from 13 exons. NCBI's taxonomy places the organism in Eukaryota, Metazoa, Chordata, Actinopteri, Perciformes, Gasterosteidae.
CUGCGUCGCUGGGCGCUCAGUCAGCCUGCGGCGCUGAGCGUAUUGACAGCUGCAUCAUUCCGCCCUGCUGAGUUAUUGGGAUUUGUUUUGCCUCUUUUCCGGCUUGGUAUUGAAGCUGUCCGAGCACCUCCAUGCUUGUGCAUCGGUUGUUAUCCGGCUAAUUGUUAUUGACUGCUUUAUACUUUAUUUGUAUUUUUUUUCAUUCCAUCGAUUCCAUUGAUUUUUUUGUUGUUGCCCCGCCUCCCGGGGGAGGGGGAGGAGGUGGUGGUGGUAGGGAAGCCAGAGAGGAUGUUCUCGUCCUCGUCCAGAAACUCUCUGUUCUCGCCCUGGUUGUCCAUGGAGCAGUCCGACUCGGAAGCGUUGGACAUCAGCACCAAGGUGCAGCUGCACGGGGUGCUGUGGAAGAGGCCCUUCGGACGGCCAUCGGUCAAGUGGUCCCGCAGAUUCUUCAUCAUCAAAGACAGCUUCCUGCUCUACUAUGCAGAGAGCGAAAAGAGAAGCUUCGAGACCAACAGGUUCUUCAACAUCCACCCCAAGGGGGUCAUCCCUUUGGGAGGAUGUGUGGUUUCGUCCAAUGAGAACUUGGGGAUGCCCUUCGGCAUCGUGGUCAACCUGGAGGACUUUACUGGCACCGUAGUACUGGCCGCUGAGUCCGGGGAGGAGCAGGUCCAGUGGAUGGAGAUGCUGCAGGAGUCAGGGAAAGUCACGUGGAAGAGCGCCCAGCUGGGGGAGGCCAUGAUCGAGAGUCUGGAGGCUCAGGGGCUGCAGCUGGCUAAGGAGAAGCAGGAGUACCUGGAUAAACUAAUGGAAGAGACCGAGGAGCUCAGUCACCAGAGAGCACAAAGAGAGGAGCUGGAGCGUCUGAACCAGGUUCUGGAGGAGGAGAAGAUGAAGUUUGAGGAGGUGGUGGGGGAGCUCACGGCCGAGCAGGAGAAUAUCAAACUAGACCUGGACGGCACGGCUCAGUCCCUCAAAGGUGUGGAGAGUGAAAAAGAAGAGCUGAGCAAUUUAACCGUCAUGCUGCAGAAAUCCAUCGAGGAGCUCUCUCAGGAGAAACAGAGGACUCUGGAGCUGUUGGGGGUGACGGAGCCGAGUGAGGCGGAGGCAGCGGGGGAGACCUCGCUGCGCAGGGAGGCCGUGGACGGGGGGGACCACGCAGACGUGAACCUGCUGGAGGACCUGAAACACAUCGAGGAGCAGAUGAGGGCCCUGCUGAAGGAGAAGGAGCAAGCGCACAACAAACUCCGGGAGAAGGACCAGCGGGCUCGCGUCCUGCAGCAGGAGAGGGAGUUCUACUCCUCUCAGGCGGAGACGCUGCAGGAGUCCCUCUCCCAGCUCACGGUGGACAAACAGCAGACCGAGGCCGAGCUCAAGGUGGAGAUAGAGUCCAGGGUGGAGCUGGAGAAGAGACUGAAUCAGGCCGAACAGGCUCUGCAGGAACUGGAGAAAGGCCUGGGCUCCUUGGAGCGCACCAAAGAGACGGAAGAGAAGAUGAAGGGCGGGGUGACCCAGCUGAGGAAAUUCUUUGAGGAGUGCAUCUGUGCAGCUGAGAUUGAGGCGAAGCUUCCGUCCAUAAUGAAGAACGCUGUGUAUCUGCACAAAGCCGCCGCGCGCAGGAUCAAGAGCUGCCGCGUCCAGAGGAGAGCCUCCAGACACCACUGGUUGAAGCACUCCAAGUCUUUCGCUGUGUCCAGUUCGGAUGGCGACAGCAUGGAGGAGCUGCGAGAGACGGCCCGGCGACUGACCACGGACAGCAGCUUCAGAGAGAGCGUGUACGAGAUCAUCGCCCGCAAGGACGCCACCAACAAACCCGAGGGCUGAGAGGUCAAAGGGGGGGAGAACGGUCCUUAGCUUUAGUCCCGCCCCCUGCUGAGUGAUUUAGAGAUCCUGAUGUGAAACCCACUAUUAAGAUACUCAAAUGUCUUUUAUGCGCGUGGUUUUAAACGACCACCUUCCACAUAACAGGUUCUAGGAUCCGUGGAGUGGGAGUCUACUUUUGUGCAUUACUGUUUGUGACUCUUUCCAACAUAAAGAAACCUGAAUAGAUUGAAAAA